GUACGGCCUUAGCGCUGCAAGUAAUUUUGAUGCUAAUCAAGAAGGACUGGUAGACAUGGACCCGGAGGUGGCAAAGCUACUUCAGUCUGUGUACAGCUGUCCAGAUGACAUCGACCUUUUCACUGCAAUAAUUACAGAGAAUAGGAGUAAUGGUACACUUGUGGGACCCCUGGGUCAAAAGAUUAUCUCGGAUAUGUUCAAACGCUUGAGGGACGGUGACAGAUUCUUCUUUGAACGCGAUGAUCCAGUUGUUAGAUUCACUAAGGAACAACUUGCUGAAAUCAAGAAAAUCACAUUAUCGUCACUGAUUUGUGAAACUACCUCGACGUCAACCAUGCAGGACAACGCGUUCCUUUUUGGAGUUCCCAAGAAACCUUGCAACGAGUUUCCGAAGCUGAAUUUUAAUCUUUGGAAAUCUUCAUGAAUUUAUAAGCGAAUUCGUGUGAUGGUGCGACUGAAAAAAAUAUUGCAUUUCUGUGGCAUAAUAACAAAAGAUGAAC
Molecule: messenger RNA, 500 nt
Organism: Dreissena polymorpha
Lineage: Eukaryota; Metazoa; Mollusca; Bivalvia; Myida; Dreissenidae
Product: peroxidase-like protein
Exons: 4
Coding region: 56-424 (122 amino acids)
Biological process (GO): response to oxidative stress
Molecular function (GO): heme binding; peroxidase activity
Source: RefSeq, a predicted model, not a curated record